Messenger RNA from Haemonchus placei, 1932 nucleotides. Lineage: Eukaryota; Metazoa; Nematoda; Chromadorea; Rhabditida; Trichostrongylidae. The record is from the annotation of a GenBank genome assembly.
AUGUUGGACGAACUGGCAUUUCUCAUCAAAGGAUAUGAUGGUAUCACCGAUCGUCGAAACAAAGUCAUUUGGUUAUGUCGCAUGUUUGAAGUAUGUAAAGAGCGGCCGGUUCGAUAUCAAGGAAAAAAGGUGAGCGCUCAGUUUCUUCACGCUAAUUUUAUCAUUCGACUAUCUCAUUUCAAUAUGGAGGACCUUAUAGAGGACGUAAAUAAAGUUCUUGGUUCUCUAAGAGAGUUCGAUGAGCAGUUGUACUACUUCGUGUUAGUAGCCACAUAUCGACUUUCAGACCAGUGCCUUAUUGAAAGCCUUCAGAAUUUUUCGUCACAAAAGUGGAAGGCUUCCUUCGAUUUUGGCGAUUCCUGUCGAAAUAUCACUCCGGAAUUCGAUCCUAUUGAACCAAGCGAAAUUUGUCCGCUUGACUCACAUGGAAUGAUCAGCAAGCAGUAUGCAGAGCUUCUCGCUUCCGACAUUUUACGUCUCGCAGAGGCUGAAAGCCGUCGUGGAGUUUCCUUUCGGAUUCUGGUUUUUGAUCGUGGUCCGGCUAUGUUGGCUAUUCGCGAUUUAUUCAGUGGAAUAAGUUCCGAUCUGUUCCAGGAAAGGGAUGGUGUGUUUUGUUUGACCGAAUAUUUUAAAAUCGAGACAUGGACCAUAAUUCUCGCGAGAGCACUGUUGGGUUACUUGGUAGAUCUGGCCAAUAGAAUCAAAUCUCUGCAGCUUUCUAUUGCCCAUGCGAGGGAAGAUCCAACCGAGGAUGACAAACUUUAUGAAGUCAUAACUACGGCUGUAGAAGACGUCAGGUAUAUGUUGAGGACUCACAUAACCGAGAUCCUCACCAAUUCCGACCAAUAUCUCUUGGAUGAUGUCAUAAACGUUAUUGAAGCUCAUACGGAAUUUCUCGGCGUGUGCCUCCAUAUUCUCGAAACCAAGUCGAUUGAGAUUACGCCACUUAUACACACUGUUCGAUGUAUUCGUGAUUCCACACUUUGUCCAUUUGCUCAGAAAUCCUACGAGGUUGUUUUGAAAGGAUUAAUACGCCUUACAGCUAUGACUGUAUGCAUUUUUGUGAAUACUGGGCGCUGUGAUUUUGCUGAUCGAGUUUUUGUUGAAGCUCAGUCCACUAAGAUGUCACCUGAUAGAAUUGGUUACGGCGAAAUUUGGGAGUCGAAUUUCAGCGUCGGCUUCCCUUCCUCACCAGAUCUUAAUCCACGUUUAUGCCGUGAAGUGGUAAAGCAGGGUGUGUUGGUUCGCCUACUCAGAACUGACAUUGCUACAGUAUCCGGAGAGUAUGUGGAUCUGUUGAAGCUUUACAACAUUGAGGAUUCGCAGAUGGUGGUUGAUUUGUAUGAUGAACAAAAGAAGGUAUCAAGUCACGUCGAGGAAGUGCUCAAAGAGACGAUUACUGUUCCAACCUUGGAAAAUCUGAUCGAAUGGAUCGUUGGCUCUUCGAAUAUGUUCCAAGUAUGCUGUCUUGUCGCCUCUGCCAUUCUUAAAGACGUUCGCAGCAUGUGUGAUGUCAUCAGGCAUUUGCUUCUUUGCGCUGGUGAUGGAGAGUUUAAUACAGAUGAAUACAAGCUAGCUCACUUUUAUAAAUUGCGAUCUGAACUAGAAGCUCAACGAUUCGAUCGGCGGCAUAUUUCAGCCAUCAAAUUCGAUAGAGAGUAUGGAACUACACGCCUAUUGAUAACCCCUCCAGAACCGUUAUCAAUUAUAAUUACACCUGGUCAUGCACGUCGCUACAUCCGAAUCUAUACAUUCUUAGCUGACCUCACAAGGGCAGUGUCGGCACUGGAGAAGGUGGAUCUUCGUGAGCCUCGAAUAAGUGUGGACAAUAGUCGAUUGUUAUUCUAUUACUGUUCGUCCAUGCUACGACUAGUUGCUGGUACCCGUGAUCAUGUGCUGACUGAAGUUGACGCUGUUUGGCAACUCUUCAGG